AUGGAUGGACCUGAGUUUCUUUAUCAAGAUCUCUCAUAUUGGCCGGCAGAACCAUCCGAUAUAUUCAACAAAAGUAAAACUGACGAAAUAUCAAAUCUUAGCGUGGUCGUAAAUGUAAACCCUACGAAAUUCAGCACAGAAAAUAGUGAAGUAAAAGAAGCUCUUGAAACCAACAGCUUAAAUAUGCGUAAUGUAAUCAACGUUGAGCAAUUCAGUUCGUUGCACAAACUUUUUAAAGUUACAGCUUAUGUGUUAAAAUUUAUAAUUAGUCUUAAGCAUCUUAUAAAUAAAGCCAAUAAUCAGACAAAAUCUCUUUGCAUUGCGGAUAUUCGAAAAGCUGAAAUUCUUUGGAUCCGAACCUACCAGUGUGACCUUUCUAACAAAGUGGAAAUUCUGAACAACACUUUUGGUCUCUUCGUUGACGAGGAUAAAGUAGUUCGUUGUAAAGGACGGUUACAAAAUUCAAUACUGCCUUAUAAUGCUAAACACCCAAUUUUGCUACCAAGUGAAUCUUAUUUGUCAGAAUUAUUAAUAUGUCAGGCUCACAAACGAACUCUACAUGCAGGUGUAAAGGAAACUCUCUGCCAAAUAAGGUCAAAAUACUGGAUCCUACGAGGUCGUAAGCAUGUACACUCAUUGAUAAACAAAUGUUCAUUCUGUAAAAGAUUGUUUGGGAAGGCUUUUACAUCUAAAGUGUCACCACCGUUGCCUUACUAUCGUGUCACUGCAAGUUUUCCUUUCCAGCAUACUGGAGUUGAUUAUUUAGGACCAUUGCACGUUAAACCGAUAUUCGAUGAUAAUUCUACUGAAAUGUAUCCCGUGCACGUAGUGUUAUUUACCUGCACCACCACCAGAGCCAUUCACCUGGACUUAGUACCUGACUUAUCUGCGAAAUCAUUUAUUCUAUGCUUAAAACGUUUUAUUGGAAGAAGAGGAAUUCCAAAUCUUAUGAUAUCAGACAAUGCCACAUGUUUUAAGAAUGAAGAAGUUAAAUUAAGCGAGGAGCUUUUGUUGUUGGAAAUCGAUUGGAAAUAUAUUAUUGAAGCUGCUCCCUGGUGGGGUGGUUUUUGGGAACGUCUAGUGCAAUCGGUCAAAAAAUCGCUACUCAAGGUUGUGUUUAGAAGUAGCAUCAGAUAUGACGAACUGGAAACAAUUCUUUGUGAAAUAGAGGGUCUUCUCAACUCAAGACCAAUAACAUACGCUUACCAUGAAGACACUGAGGAAGUUCUUACCCCUUCCCAUUUGAUGCAUGGUCGAAGACUUAUUUCACCUAACGAAACUAACGAAAAGGGGCAGAUCUUGACAAGCUUGAAAAGAAUUCCACAAGCAGGGAUCCAGUACAAAUGGCGAUUAGGAAAAGUAGUGUCACUGAUUACGGGAAGCGAUAACAUAGUUCGUUCUGCAAUAGUAAAAGUCUUAACAGAUAAAACAAACAAACAAAAUUAUAUUAGGCGUCCUAUCGAAAAGCUAUACCCUAUAGAAGUCAAGUCAGUCGAAACAGUAACUGAUACAGAGCUAAACGCCAGCAACGAUGCUGUAGAUGAAAGUAACAAUUUUUCUGAUACGAAAUACGAAAGACCUGUACGAAUAGCAUCAAGAAACGGAAUACUAAUAAAACGCUUAAUGGGACAAUUUUAA
Messenger RNA from Hydra vulgaris (swiftwater hydra), 1638 nucleotides. RefSeq lists its product as uncharacterized. The record is from RefSeq and is a predicted model, not a curated record. Gene Ontology annotation, molecular function: nucleic acid binding. Gene Ontology annotation, biological process: DNA integration. NCBI's taxonomy places the organism in Eukaryota, Metazoa, Cnidaria, Hydrozoa, Anthoathecata, Hydridae.